Knipowitschia caucasica is the source of this 762-nucleotide messenger RNA. The record is from the annotation of a GenBank genome assembly. NCBI's taxonomy places the organism in Eukaryota, Metazoa, Chordata, Actinopteri, Gobiiformes, Gobiidae.
AUGCGAACCGAGGCGAGCUGCGAAAACGAGGGAGAGGUCCUGCACAUCCCCAACAUCACCGACAACCCCUGCAUCACCUGCGUCUGCCUGGAGGGGAAGGCAGACUGUAAACAGGAGAAGUGUCCGGCGGUGUCAGAGGACUGUGCUCUGGUGGUGAAGCAAACCGGCGCCUGCUGCGAGCGCUGCAAAGGCUGUAUCUUCGAGGGCCGUCUGUACAAAGAGAAGGAGGAGUUCAGUCCCGAGGGUCAGCCCUGCGUCAAGUGCACCUGCACCGAGGGAGACAUGUGGUCGUCGGUGAACUGCACGCUCUGCGCCUGCGUCAAAGGAUCCAUUGAGUGUCGACCCAAACGCUGUGUCCCAAUCACCAGCUGCCCCUCGGUGCUGGUGAAGAACGACGCUCGCCGGACUCGCUCAUUCUCCUGGACUCAGUCUGUGGAGGUCCGUCUGGAGGGUCUGGUUCUGGGCCUCCAUCAGCACCUCACCGUGAGGAGGAACGGGACCCGCAUCGCUCUGCCCUAUCACGGCCCCGGGGUCCACAUCGACCUGGACGGGUACCUGCUCAAGCUCACCACCAUCGCAGCCACUCAGUGCAAACACGGCGCCGUCUACGACACGUGUGGCCCCGGCUGCACCAAAACCUGCGACAACUGGAACGAGAUCGGCCCCUGCCACAAGCCCUGCGUUGCGGGCUGCCACUGUCCCGCCAACCUGGUGCUGUUCCAGGGACGCUGCAUCCGCCCCACCUCCUGCCCCGGCCGGUGA